CAAUUCAUUGUUUCCCAUUUCGCUAAAGAUCUGUUUCUGUCAAGUCUUUAAAUAAUCAAACUGCCACUGUCAAAUAAAAAAUAAAAUAUCUAACCUAUAUUUUUAAUAUAAUAGAUUUCGAUUUUAUAAAACUAAACCUAAAUAAAGAUUAUGUUAAUAUCGUGAUGCUAUUCAUAAAAUUAACAUCUCUAUAAAGAUUGCAAUUUAUAAUUUUGUGAUAUAUGUGAUAUUACCUAGAGUUUGCAAAAUAAAACCGAUCUUUAAAAAUGCUAUGUAAAAAGCGAUUAAUCUUAUCAAAAAUUAGAGCUCGGGGCAGCUAUUACUACAGACAUUUCUCAUCACAAUCUUCAUUGGGUACUGCCGACAUAUCUUUCACAAAUGACACUACUCUCAAGCUUUCCACUGGCCAGUAUGCUCGCUUCGCAGACGGCGCUUGUGUAGCUACCCUGGGCAACACCAGCGUGCUGUCCACAGUGGUCUCCAAGGCUAAGGCUAGUGGCAGCUCUUUCCUGCCACUUGUGGUAGACUACAGACAGAAAGCAGCGGCUGCUGGAAGAAUCCCUACGAAUUUCCUAAGAAGAGAAUUAGGCCCCACAGAACGCGAGAUCCUCACAUCACGCCUCAUAGACCGUUCACUCCGGCCGCUGUUCCCUCAGAACUACAACUAUGAUACACAAAUAGUGUGCAACAUGUUGGCGGUGGAUUCCACCAACCCACCGGAGACAAUCGCUAUCAACGCUGCAAGUGCUGCACUGGCAUUAUCAGAUGUACCUUGGAAUGGCCCAGUUGGGGCGGUUAGAGUAGGCCAGAUAGACAAUGAAGUUAUAAUAAACCCGACCCGCAAAGACUUGGAGGCGUCCACAUUAAACCUGGUCAUCUCGGCCACGAAGAGCAACCUGGUGGUGAUGCUGGAGGGAAGCGCCAGCGAUAUACUGCAGCAGGACCUACUGAAGGCCAUCAAAAUAGGUACCAAAGAAGCUCAACACAUAGUGCGAGGUAUAGAGCAAUUGCAGAAAAAGCACGGGAAAAGGAAAAGAGAAUUUGAAGAACCUGUGCCGGUGAAGACUGAUGUGGUGGACUCCAUUAAGACACUGUCUUCUAUGAAAAUUAGGGAGAUACUUAGCGACCACAGUCACGACAAAAUGUCUCGCGACCACGCGAUAUCGGACCUCCGGCAAACAGUCCUGAACCAGCUCAGAGACACGGAGAUAGACGUGGGUGUACUACAGGACUGCUUCAACGCAAAUGUCAAGGAAAUAUUCAGGGAAAUGAUUUUCGAGACCGACGUGCGUUGCGAUGGUAGACAUCUGGAUGAGCUCAGGAAAAUUAGCUGUCAGGUGUCUCUCUACGAACCGCUACACGGCAGCGCACUGUUCCAACGCGGCCAGACUCAAGUGCUGUGCACUGUCGCGUUUGAUUCUCCCGACAGUGCGCUUAAAAUGGACACUCUCACUAUGCUGACCAGUGGUAUAAAAGAGAAGAGCUUCUUCCUCCACUACGAGUUCCCGUCGUACGCGACGGGCGAGGUGGGGCGCGGCGGGGCGCCGGGACGCCGCGAGGCGGGGCACGGGGCGCUGGCGGAGCGCGGGCUGCUGUCGGUGGUGCCCCUCCUGCCCUACACCGUGCGGCUCACUGCCGAGGUGCUCGAGUCUAAUGGGUCCAGCUCAAUGGCAUCAGUGUGCGGCGGGUCGCUGGCGCUGAUGGACGCGGGCGUGGAGCUAGCGGCGCCCGCGGCAGGCGUCGCGAUAGGUCUCGUCACUAAACUGCACGCGGGGCAAGUCGCAGACUACAGGAUCCUCACGGAUCUGCUGGGCAUAGAAGAUUACAUGGGCGACAUGGAUUUCAAAGUGGCUGGCACCAAGAAGGGCAUCACGGCGCUGCAGGCGGACGUGAAGCUGCCGGGGCUGCCGCUCAAGAUCGUGAUGGAGGCGGUGCAGAAGGCCUGCGACGCCAAGGCCAAGAUCAUUGACAUCAUGAACCAGUGCUUGGAUAAACCUAGACAAGGUCGCAAGGAGAACAUGCCAGUGAUAGAAGAGUUAGAGGUGGAAGUCCACAAGAGGGCGAAACUUGUGGGGCUCGGGGGAAUCAACCUGAAGAAGUUAUAUGUGGAAACUGGAGUCCAGGUGACACCAAUAGACGAAACGAAAUACAGUAUAUUCGCGCCGUCUCAAACGGCAAUGGAGGAGGCGAAAGCUCGCAUAUCGUCGUGGUUGUCGGCGGAGAGGACGCCGGAGCUGGAGUUCGGAGGCGUGUACUCGGCGCGGGUGGUGGAGGUGCGGGACGCGGGUGUGCUGGUCGCGCUGCAUCCGGCUCUGCCGCCGGCGCUGCUGCACAACUCACAGCUAGACCAUAGAAAGAUAAUGCACCCAUCAGCGUUGAACCUAAACGUGGGUUCAGAACUGCAAGUGAAGUACUUCGGGCGGGACCCAGUGUCGGGACAACUGCGGCUGUCCCGCAAAGUGCUUAUGUCCCCGCCGCCCGCGCUCGUCAGGAAACUCGACAAGAGCUAGUGAUAUCAGAGUGAUGUGAUUGUGAAGUGAUCGUUGUGGAAAUCCAUUGUUUUGUGUUUUCAUCAGUCAUAUAUGUAUUAUCUUCAAUCGUACACUCACAAAAAAAUUAAAGCAUAUUUUAAGCUAAUGUUAUGUUUUGUCUCGUUCUGUCAAUGUCAAAUUUUGUAAUGUGCGAUAGUGACAAAUGAUACUUACUUAUAGGUUAUCAUAUGCCAAUAUACUUUACAAUUUGACAUUGACAGAAUGAAACAAAACGUAUUUUGGCUAAAAUUGUUACCUACCUUUUAUAUGGAGGGUAUAUUUAUAGAGAAAAGCGUGAGGCAUCGCGUCGCUUCACUUCCGAAAGUGUGAGUUCGACUUUUUGCAUAUUGUGUGCAUGUCGAGAUUCUAUCUACCGUGUAGAUAAGUUUGUAAAUUCAUACAUUUGAAGUUCAUAAAGCUGCCUUUUAUGGCGCUUGUUACAAAUUCCUGAAAUUGUACAUUGUCUUAUAGCCAUUUUUUUCAUGUAUAAAAAAUAACGAAGAUCUGUUAUUUUUUCUUUUUUUGUUAUUUACUAAUAAACAUGCGGACAUAUGUAAUGUUCCCGCCUGUCCCUAGCAGAAGGGGCGAACCCAAGAAAUGCUAGCUUGAUGUAGUCAUGCCGAUGCCGACGACCGUGCGAAGUUCCUCCGACGCUCAACGGAUGAGGAAAAAACUGAGAAAGCACAAGAGAUGCUGACAUAUGUAAAUUUUGUAGGAAGUACUACCAAAAAUUAAACUUGUAUAUAUUCAACAUAUAUUUGUUUUUGUUUCAGAAUUAAACUUAUCUAUUUAGAAUUAGUCAGAGGUGGGCAUUAUUCGAAUAUUGUAAAAUGGAUAUUCGAAUUUAAUUCAUUCUUUAUUCGAAUAAAUUUGCCCACCUCUGGGGCAGUCAGAUAAAUUGUCACUCAAAAUAAAAAGCCAAUAUAUUUUCAUUUGUAUAUUGAACGAAAUAUUCUGUACAAUUCUAUGAAAAUAUUGUAUCACAAAGGACGUUUUGUCGAAAGGCACUGCGUUCCGUCGGCCGGGGCCUUUCGUUUGACGUUUACAGCGAAAUGUGACAUCGCUAUACAAACCACCAAAGGCGUCAGUAACAUUAAACUGUAUUAUAUACAAAUUAGUAUUUCUUGCCAGCUUUGCUGACUAGAUUUUGUUUCAUCCAUUGUGGGCAUUGGGCCCACGAGGUGGUCAUGGCUCAUUCUCCUUAUCUGUCAUUCAUAAGGCCUGUGCCCCGAACAUUAGGGACAUUAAAAGUCUAUAAUGAUUAUGGGACGUUAAAUUUAGGUUAACUAAAUUGCCUUCGUCCUAAAUUGUGUGAGCAGGCCAACAACAAAAUAACCGACAAUCGACGCCAAUUUGAUGUAUGUAUAUUUUAUUAAAUAGAUAAAUAUAUGAGGUCACAUUCCCCGGCAAACCUUGUCACUUACAAUCUACAACAAAGUAAUUGUCAAAAAAUAAGUAAUCAACAAUACUUCUAUACAGAAACGAUUAAAUACGUAAAAAAUAUUACAAUACAAAAAACGUAAUAAUAACAUAUCAAUUUCCACUUUUAAUACUCGCAGUCUUUGAUUUCGUUGUGACUACAGCAUUAAUUAACAUUUAAUAAUUAUAUUCUAUUUACAAUAUUCGAUGAAAUACAUUAAUUCGAUUAGGAAUGCUCUGCGCAGAGCCAACUAUAGAUACCUUACACCGUGCUAGAAAGGGUACCGUGGCAACGGAAACUGUUACUUAGCUAAACUAAAGAGGCGAACAUCCGCCAAAAUUGUGAACUGUACUGGUAACAUUUUUAAAAGAUACCACACGUGAUUCAAGCAAUUCAACGGCUAAGAAAAAAAAAUAGAUUCUUUAAAUUUGCUCUCGAAAAAUACAAAUAUUAGAAUAAGUACAGUGGAUGACCUUAGUUAUAUUUAUAGAGCUACCAUAAUGUAGCUAUUUAUUAUUAUAGUCAAACCACUACAAAAUAUACAAGCAAUUGUAUAGUAAUUGCUGUCAGUCUACGUGAGAUCAUAGCGACUUAACCGUUGCCACCGUACUGCGCGUGCGUACCACAUCAUAAAGCAACGCAUAACGUCAAAAAAAUAUCUAUACACACAAAAUAUUAUGCAUCCGAGUGAUUUUUAUAAAUGGCAAUCACCGAUGACUCUAAUCUUCAUAAUAGAUGCCAAACCAUAGAUGGGUUAUUCACAAUCACAACUUGUAGUCUUCGCCGGGAAAAUACUGAGCGUAAACCCAUCUAUGUGCCUAGCGUUUCAGGGGUGCUAUUUGUAACAUAUGGCGCAGCAAAAAGUAUACCAUUUUAAUUAAAAACUGGCAACACAAAUAAUAUCAUUCAUGUCGUCAGUUUUCGAAAAUAGCACCCCACUUACGCCCCGUUUAUUGUUACAGAAAUUACAAAUUGAUUCAACAAAAUCUAUAUUUAUCUUGCUGGCAAGAUAUUUCGUUCGCAAGUCUUGUUUUAGUUCUAUGUUAGUCAGAGAGGCUUUUUAGUAAUAUCCCUAUUCGUUGGCAAGACUUGAUCGAUUUUCAUAGCCUCAACAAGUGCUACCCGAUUCAUACACACGUAAUAUUGCACGUAAAUGCGAAAUAACUGCAUUUUCCCCUUAAGGAGAUUCUUAAUGUGUAAUGGAUAACACUGUAACAUGGUUGACAAUUCGAAAAAUGCAAUUGAGUAUUUUUAACGUCGAUUUAUAAAUUUUCGAUAUUAUUCAUAAAUUUCAUCUAUUUACCAUAUUAGAAGAAUCUUAUUGUGAUCAUAUAAGGCACAAGCAUUUAAGGCUGUUUUUUUUAUUUCGAUUCAAUAACUUCGAAAAAAAUUAAUAUAUUUCUUAAUUUAAUAUAUUAAUUGUAAUGAAAUAAAUCAUAUUUCAGACUACCACAAAACCAUCUUAAUCUUCAACUAAAAUCAAAUGUUAAAUAUUUGAACGUACAAAAAUAUCUUCUCUUUAAACAUGAUUUGAUAUAAUAUCUUUAAUACAUAAUUCUUACGAUCUAAAAAUCGUUUCGUGGUAAGUCAUUACGACUCGAGCCUUUACUUCGCAAUCAAAUACAUUCGCAAGUCCAAUUAUAUUUAUGAAGUCACAAACAAUACUAAUUUAAACAUGAAAUAGUCUGAAAGCGCAAGACAAAACUCCACCUCCACAACUCUUGCCUGUCAAAUUCCAAAAUCAAUGUGAUCCUUUGGACUCGGCACGGGUCAGCAAGACACGGGUCUUGGUCUAAAAAUAGGUAA
Messenger RNA from Plodia interpunctella (Indianmeal moth), 5757 nucleotides. RefSeq names its product Polynucleotide phosphorylase (gene PNPase). The record is from RefSeq and is a predicted model, not a curated record. Gene Ontology annotation, molecular function: polyribonucleotide nucleotidyltransferase activity; RNA binding; 3'-5'-RNA exonuclease activity. Bases 267 to 2510 code for a protein of 747 amino acids. The transcript has 13 exons. Gene Ontology annotation, biological process: mitochondrial mRNA catabolic process; mitochondrial RNA 3'-end processing. Gene Ontology annotation, cellular component: mitochondrion; cytosol. NCBI's taxonomy places the organism in Eukaryota, Metazoa, Arthropoda, Insecta, Lepidoptera, Pyralidae.